AUGGACGUCAAUUUAGCACCACCUGCUUAUGAGCAAGAUAAGAUCGUUGAGCGGAAGGAUGUACCAAAAUUCGAGGAGGAAGGCCAGCUCAAGGCUGGGGAGGUACACGAUGCCUUUGGUAACGAGGAGUACGCCGAAGUCAAGUAUAAAACCUUGAAGUGGUGGCAAUGUGGCUUGCUCAUGAUCUGUGAGUCAGUUUCACUAGGUGUGUUGUCGCUACCCACCGCCAUCGCUACCCUGGGCCUCGUCCCCGGUAUCAUCCUUAUUGUCGGCCUCGGCUUCCUCGCAACAUAUACUGGCUACAACAUUGGCCUUUUCCGUGAACGGUACCCUCACAUUCAGAACCUCGGUGAUGCCGGUGAGAUCUUGCUGGGCAAGUUCGGCCGCGAGCUCUUCGGUAUUGGCCAGUUCCUCUUCUGUAUUUUCGUCAUGGGCAGCCAUAUCCUGACCUUCCGUGUCAUGAUGAACACCCUCACCAACCACGGCGCCUGCUCCAUUAUUUUCAGUGUCGUUGGUAUGGUCCUUUCGCUCGCCCUCUCUAUCCCCCGUACCAUGAAGGGCAUGACGUGGAUCUCGUUUGCAUCAUUCCUCAGCAUCUUAUGUGCUGUCGUGAUCACUAUGAUCUCCGUGGGAGUCGAAAGUCACCCCGGCCGUGUCAUCCACGCCACUGUCGAGUCCAACCUCUACACUGCAUUCCAGGCCGUUUCAAACAUCGUCUUCGCUUACUGCGCCCACGUCGCCUUCUUCGGUUUGAUUGCCGAGAUGGAGACGCCCCAAGAUUUCAAGAAGUCAUUGUACAUGCUUCAGACCUUUGAGAUCUCUCUCUACCUAACCGCUGCCGUUGUCAUUUAUUACUAUGUUGGCACGGAUGUGCAUUCCCCUGCCCUCACAUCCGCGGGUCCCUUGAUGAGCAAGAUUGCCUACGGCAUUGCUAUCCCCACCAUUGUCGGCGCCGGUGUCGUAAACGGUCAUAUCGGCUUGAAGUACAUCUACUUCCGCAUCUGUGCCGGGACGGAUCUCAUGCAUCAGCGCAAUAAGCGUUCCAUCGGUCUCUGGGUUGGUCUUGGUGUGGCUUGCUGGGUCGUUGCGUGGAUCAUCGCCGAAGCUAUCCCUGUCUUCAGCGACCUGAACAGUUUGAUCAGUGCUCUUUUCGCUUCCUGGUUCAGUUACGGUCUCUCGGGUAUCUACUGGCUCCACCUCAACCGCGGCGAGUGGUUCUCCUCUCCCCGCAAGAUUUUGCUUUCUAUCCUCAACAUCGCCAUUGCCUGCUUCGGUUUGGUGCUGUGCGUUCUUGGGCUGUAUGCUUCUGGCACGGCUAUCAGCAAGAGCUCCAACAGCAACAGCUUCUCCUGCGCCAACACUGACACUUAG
Penicillium vulpinum is the source of this 1371-nucleotide messenger RNA. RefSeq lists its product as uncharacterized. Gene Ontology annotation, biological process: amino acid transmembrane transport. Gene Ontology annotation, molecular function: amino acid transmembrane transporter activity. The record is from RefSeq and is a predicted model, not a curated record. Lineage: Eukaryota; Fungi; Ascomycota; Eurotiomycetes; Eurotiales; Aspergillaceae. The transcript has 2 exons. The coding region runs from base 1 to 1371 and encodes 456 amino acids. Gene Ontology annotation, cellular component: vacuolar membrane.